Messenger RNA from Sphaeramia orbicularis (orbiculate cardinalfish), 1965 nucleotides. RefSeq names its product solute carrier family 2 member 15a (gene slc2a15a). The transcript is spliced from 12 exons. Gene Ontology annotation, cellular component: plasma membrane. NCBI's taxonomy places the organism in Eukaryota, Metazoa, Chordata, Actinopteri, Kurtiformes, Apogonidae. The coding region runs from base 144 to 1712 and encodes 522 amino acids. Gene Ontology annotation, molecular function: D-glucose transmembrane transporter activity. The record is from RefSeq and is a predicted model, not a curated record. Gene Ontology annotation, biological process: dehydroascorbic acid transport.
UCCAGGACAGACCUGUCUCACUGCACAUGGACGAGCCCUGUCUAACCACGCCUGCUACCGCAGCCAUGAAACCCUCGGCACUGUAGACACAAACUACACUACUGUAUUUCUUGCUGUUUGGGAACUGAUGACAGACUUCUUCAAUGGCUGAGGAGGUUUUAAUUCCAUCGUCCGGUAGAAUCACAUCGCACCUGACUGGCUCUCUGUUGGCAGUGGCAUUCCUUACCUCUUUUGGGAGCUCCAUGCUUUAUGGCUAUAAUUUGGCAGUGGUCAACUCUCCUGCAAUGUAUAUAAAGGACUUCUACAACAAGACAGUGGUGAGUCGCAAUGGAACAGGACUCAGUGAAGAGACGUUGACCCUCAUGUACUCCCUCACUGUGUCUGUGUUUGCAAUCGGAGGUUUGCUGGGUUCCCUUAUAGUGGGCAUGCUCGUCACUCAGUUUGGAAGGAAAGGCACAAUCGUUAAGACAACAGUGUUGGUGUUUAUUGCUGGUUCACUCAUGGGCUUCAGCAGGAUUUGUGGAUCACCUGAGAUGGUCAUUUUUGGACGCUUCAUCACAGGACUUCACUCAGGUAUCUCUCUUAGUGUAGUACCAAUGUACCUCGGUGAGAUAGCGCCUAAAAAUCUGCGUGGCUUCCUUGGUCUUGUGCCAAGUAUAUUUAUUGGCACUGGAGUCUUUGCUGCUCAAAUUCUUGGUCUUCAUGAGCUUCUGGGAAAGGAAGAGCACUGGCCCCUCUGUCUUUCAGUGGUGGUGGUGCCUACUUUCAUCCAGUUGAUGCUGUUACCAUGGUUCCCAGAAAGUCCCAGGUAUCUGCUGAUUGAGAAGCACAACGUCCAUGCCACAAUAACAGCUUUAAAAUGGUACAGGGCCAAAUGUAACAUUCAGGCAGAGAUUGAGGAGAUGCAGGAAGAACAGCGCUCUCUGUUGUCUGUGGAGACGAUGUCGGUAUGGAGACUGUUGCUCGACGACAGUGUCCGUUGGCAGGUGCUCAGUGUGGUGGUCAUCAACAUCGGUAUGCAGCUGUCUGGCAUCGAUGCUAUCUGGUUCUAUACUAAUGACAUCUUUGAAAAAGCUGGUAUCCCAAAACCUGAGAUCCAAUACACCACAGCAGGGACCGGCAUCAUUGAAAUCAUUGCUGGACUUAUUGGAUGUUUCACCAUAGAGAAGCUGGGCAGGAGACCUCUAAUGAUUGGUGGUUUUACAAUGAUGGGCAUCUGCAGCGCUGGGAUCACGUUAGCCCUCAUUUUACAAACUAACUUAUCAUUUAUGCGCUACAUCAGUGUCUGCUGUGUGGUUGGUAUCAUUGCUGGCUUCUGCAUCGGUCCAGCCGGGGUGCCCUUUCUGAUCACUGCAGAACUGUUCAAACAAUCCCACCGUCCUGCAGCUUAUAUUGUGGGAGGAUCACUGAACUGGCUCUCCAACUUCACUGUGGGCUUUGUCUUCCCUUUUCUACAAAUGUCUGCAGGCUCUUACUGCUACUUGGUGUUUUCCAGCGUCUGCUUCUCAGUAGCUGUCUACGUCUACGCUGUCAUCCCAGAGACUAAAAAUAAGACAUUCCUGGAGAUCAGCCGGAUGUUCUCUAAGAAAGAGGCCAUCCCAGAGACCCAGUGCCUGACCCAUGUAGACCACAUGAAACUGAAGAAGAUGAAUGGCUAUGGUGGUCUGGAUCACACUUCACUGGAGUUUGACAGCUCUUCUUCUGUGCCAUAAUUAAUAUUUAGUUUUUCCUUUGGAUUAAAAAGUCAUUCAUAAUUCCUUUCAUUAACUCUACUAAUUUUAUAUUUAUUCUGUAAAUACUCAUUAAGCAAACACCACGUCCUCUGCACUUACAGGGACCAAUGUGAGGCCUUUAGGCUUUCAUCAUAGUCAAGGUUAAAGCCACCUUAACAUACAGAAAUCAUGUGCUGUCCUGGUUUUUAGUGAUUCUGUAAUGCUGCUUUUUAGGAAAAAAAUAAAACAAAAC